GUGACGUCACUUCCGUUCAGCGCACCGCUUGGUCUUCGGUGUUCGUGCAGUAGAGGAUGAGCGGGCUGCAGUGCGCAGGCGCGGAUCGCUUCCAGUACCUGCAGUCUCUGGUCACUGAGUUCCAGGACACGGACAGUACAGAUGCCAAGGAACAGGUCCUGGCAAAUCUGGCCAACUUUUCCUAUGACCCUAAGAACGUCUCACAUCUUCGACAACUCCAGGUUCCUGAUUUGUUCUUGGAUAUGUUGACGGAAGAUAAUGAAACCUUGGUGGAGUUUGGCAUAGGAGGCCUUUGUAAUUUAUGCCUGGAUAAAGCCACCAAGAGUCACAUACUGGCUUCCGGGGGGGUGAGCCUUGUGAUCAACUGUCUGUCCAGUCGUCGUGAAGAGACUGUUCUGUCGGCCAUAACAGCACUCAUGUACCUGAGCACAGCCGCUUCCCGGAUGGAGAUCACCACCCAGCCGGUUGUGGAGUGCAUGCUCCGAUUCUCACUCUCCACCAACCGUAGACUUAGUAAUCUAGCCACUGUAUUCCUGGAGGAUUAUUGCUCUGAAGAUCAAGUACAGGUAGCCCGGACUGUAAACCAGCACACUGCCCUGGGAAUACCUCUCCCCAACGACUGAGCUUACCCAUCAUUUCCCUUAUGAAUUAUCACCUGUCUAGUUACCAUACAUUUCCCCUGCAAUUACAAGAUGCAAUCAACGACAAAUGUGCAAAUGAUCACUGGACACAUGAUUAUCUGCGACAGCAUGGUGCAGCAAUCUCCGGCAGUCCAGCUAAUGUAAAACUACAACUCCCACCAUGCAUACUUACUCGGCUAUUCUUGUACCUUGCAUAGAAGUGAAAGGAGAAAUUAGCCUUGCGUCUUACAGAAUAUCUCCAUUGAUUGAUCAGUGACCCUCCAGCAGCAGCACGGUUUAAUAAUGCUUUUGCUAGUUGCAAGUAUAUGCUGUUCCCAGCACGUGUGCAGCUAGUAGAGGCCAACCCGUGGAAUACUUUCUGAAUGAGGCUUUCAGAUUCUGCUUAUUUUGUUGCAGAAUUUACCACAACUGAAAAUCAGUUCCAUUCACCUGAAGGGAGCUCGCAGAAAUCCAUGUGCUUGCCUCCCCAUUCAAAUCAAUGGAAUAAAAAAAUUCAGCGACAAGAUCCAUAACGUGUGAGGGCAUCCUUAUAUGUAUCCUAAAUUUCUUUUUAUGCAUUUAUGACUUAUAAUCUUAGGCUACUUUCACCCUAGCGUCAUGGAUCUGCAAAAACUCUUCCGUUACCAUAGUACAACUGCUUGCAUCCGUCAUGAACGGAUUUGGUUGUACUAUGUCUUGUAUAGCCAUGACGGAUCCGU
This is a messenger RNA of Bufo bufo (common toad), 1339 nucleotides long. It is a transcript of the gene ARMC7, whose product is annotated as armadillo repeat containing 7. The transcript has 3 exons. The record is from RefSeq and is a predicted model, not a curated record. NCBI's taxonomy places the organism in Eukaryota, Metazoa, Chordata, Amphibia, Anura, Bufonidae. Bases 57 to 623 code for a protein of 188 amino acids.